Molecule: messenger RNA, 1039 nt
Organism: Aspergillus wentii DTO 134E9
Lineage: Eukaryota; Fungi; Ascomycota; Eurotiomycetes; Eurotiales; Aspergillaceae
Product: F-actin-capping protein subunit alpha
Exons: 7
Coding region: 132-953 (273 amino acids)
Biological process (GO): barbed-end actin filament capping; actin cytoskeleton organization
Cellular component (GO): actin cortical patch; F-actin capping protein complex
Molecular function (GO): actin filament binding
Source: RefSeq, a predicted model, not a curated record
GCCUAGAGCAACUAUCGUUCUCCUUCACAUCCGAUCAUUUUCGCCGUUUCCUCUUUUGAGUUGUUGUUUUCUUCUACACAUAUAAAUUUCUCCUCCGAUAUCUACAAAUCUGUCGUUGAAUUGCCAACACCAUGGCCUCAACUGUUGAGCUCGCAUCCUCGUUCAUCGAAGGUGCCCCGCCAGGCGAGCUCGCCGAUGUCAUUGCUGACGUGAAGACUCUUACCUCCGAUGGUGAAGAUAUUAUUCCUUCGCUUGCGCCCGCAUUCGAACGAUACAAUGAGAAGCAACUGACGACGGUUAAGCUGCCUGGGGCUAGUCAGGAGGUCAUUGUCAGUGAAUUCAACAAGUUGGAGGAUAACCGAUACUUUGAUGUGGAAAGUCAGACAUCGUUUGAAGUUGAUCAUGUCACUCAGGAAGCGUCUGGAGCGCAGUCAUAUGUAUUGGAAUCGCAGAAUGCUGAUUUGAUCAAAUCCCUACUCAAGUCGCUUGCUGCGCAUGCCAGUGAACACUACCCCAGCUGCUCUUAUGGAGUAUACCCGAUCGAGGAUGAUUCUGCUGUUGCCAUCGUGCUCGUUGCAAACCGAUACUCGCCAAACAACUUCUGGAAUGGUCGAUUCCGUGCCGUUUACCAAGCCCCCGUUUCGUCGUCUACCACCGUGACCGGCAAGAUCCAGGUCGACGUCCACUACUACGAAGACGGCAACGUGGCCCUCAACACCAACAAGCCGAUCAGCCUUUCGAUUCCCUCGAUCUCUGCCGAGAGCAUCAUCUCUCGCAUUGCUGCUGCGGAACGUGACUACCAGGAAGACCUUAACCGGGCGUUCGUGCAAAUGAGCGAAGGAGCCUUCAAGGGCCUGCGGAGACAAUUGCCAAUCACACGGCAGAAGGUGGAGUGGGAGAAGGUCGGAGGAUAUCGGUUGGGACAGGACAUUGCGGGGGGCAAGGGGCGGUAAGCUUUAUCGCUUGUUGCUUGUUGUGGGUUAGAAUGUAGAUAUUCUGGAUGGCGAGGAAGACGGAAUUGAUUUGAUGUUAGCGAUAG